Messenger RNA from Branchiostoma floridae (Florida lancelet), 1765 nucleotides. Its product is annotated as 4-galactosyl-N-acetylglucosaminide 3-alpha-L-fucosyltransferase FUT5-like. Gene Ontology annotation, cellular component: membrane. Gene Ontology annotation, molecular function: alpha-(1->3)-fucosyltransferase activity. The transcript is spliced from 2 exons. NCBI's taxonomy places the organism in Eukaryota, Metazoa, Chordata, Leptocardii, Amphioxiformes, Branchiostomatidae. The record is from RefSeq and is a predicted model, not a curated record. Bases 291 to 1760 code for a protein of 489 amino acids.
CAUGCGUAUCUCCGUCUUGUUAGGCAGCCAUUUCUGAUGAGGAUCGACUUCGAUUGCAUCGUUUUCUUCAGAACCUCCGAGAAAUGUCGUAAAAUUUUGGAAACAUUCUUCGAGCAGUUACAGCGUAGUCAACUGUCAGCACUCAAGGAGUCCGACGGGCACUACGGUAACGGUAGAGCUGUAGUCUGAUCGGCUCUUGUCUGUAAAGACAACUCCCCAGAAAACCUUCGCUCCAUCACACACCAAGGUCUCAGUUGACACCGAACAGUCCCAGAUCUCGGCAAUCCAAAAUGCGAUCCACGUCACUGAUUCGGCGCUUUUUGGUGAUGGUCCCGAUAUGUCUGGCCACCAUUUUCGUGUUUUAUUUCACAAAUGCCCUGAUGGAUAGUAGCAGGGAUUCUAGGGAUUUCGAACAUAAAUGUGACUGUAGCAAACAUGAUAUUCCAAGCAAACAAGAUGGCCACCGUGAGAUACAAGAUAUCCCUAACAAACAAGAUAUCCCUAACAGACAAGAUGUCCCUAAAAUCCAAGAUAUUCCCAAGAAACAAGUUGAUCUACCUAACGCAGGUAAUAACCCGAACGUUGAUAAGAUCCCUGAGGUUCCCGAACAGACAGAUCCAGCGUGUGCCCCCGAACCCAAGGACAACCCGAACGUCAACCCCCUCUCAAAGUUCUACUCAGUAUGGUACGACCCACCUACCCAAGUCGCCAAGCGAGACAAGGUGACGAUUGUCAUCUGGACAGAGCUGUGGGACAACCAGAUGAGGAAGGUUCUACCAAAGGGAAAGGGUGCAAAAUGCCUCAGUAUGCCGAACUGUAUCUUUUCCAAGUUUCGGAACGAAAUUGAAGAAGCUGACGCCGUUCUCUUUGAAGUCAGCAACUUGCAGAAGAACUACAACGCGUCAGUGUUGCCGAAAUUUCGUCACCCUCGCCAGCAUUGGGUAUGGUACCACACAGAGUGCCCGGGGUUCCCGUCUAUAAACUUUGAGACGUACAGGAGUGUUUUUAACUGGACCAUCACCUACAGAGCAGACUCCGACUCGUCUGGUGCGUGGGGAUCUCUACACAGAACCUACCAGAGGCUCAAAGUCGAAGGAGUCGAUCCCAACAAGGACUACACAAAGGGAAAGAGGAAGCUAGCAGUUUGGUUCAUCAGUAAGUGCAACACUCAAGCCAAUCGCGUCGCUUACGCUACUGAACUGGUCAAGCACAUGCACGUGGAUGUCUUCGGAAGAUGUGGAAAGACUGUCUGCGCCAAGUGGAACGUUACCUGCAUGCCUGACAUCAUUACACAGUACAAGUUCUACCUCGCCUUCGAGAACAUGAAGUGUAAGGAAUACCUCACCGAGAAGUUCUGGAGGAACGCCCUGGCAAACGACGUCAUUCCAGUCGUUCUAGGAGCCAACAGAUCCGACUACGAGAGGCUGGCACCACCGCACUCCUACAUCCACGUGGACGACUUCAAGUCACCCAAGGAACUCGCAAACUACUUAAUGUUACUUGAUAAAGAUAAGGACCAAUAUAACGCAUACUUUAAGUGGAAGACCCACCCACCUAAGGACAUACCUUUAGAGGAAGGUAUGUGGUGUAAUAUGUGUAGGGAGCUUCUGAAUAGGUGUCCGACUAAGAGGAAACUUUACACGAAUUUGAGGGGUUGGUUCGAAGGCGAGAACAAGUCGAUGUGCGAUCCGAUGGAAGAUGUGAAAUUUCAGGAGCUACAGUUUGAGAACGAUCGCUUCAAAGUUGCUUCAUAUGCAUGAGCAUU